CAACAAUUUCAGGAUGAUUGCGUGAACUUGGCCAGAAUUUUGUCGGACUGCCUGAAAUGGGAAAAGGAGAUUCUUGAUUCAGUCGCAGCGACUCAGAGCUGCAACAAUCAGUCGGUCAUGCCUCAGACGUGGAGAGAUAUGGACAGUAAGGUCUCUGAACUGAAGAGCAAGAUUUCGGAACUAAAGAAAGAGAUCAAAAUGCAGGAGGGUCUAAAUGAAAAGCUCGACUACAUCCAGAAAACCUGGCAAAACAAAGUGGAGCAGAUUAUUGAACUGGCCCAGAUCAAGCCUGGACUGAUGGAGGAGGAAUGUCUCAAACAAGCCAUGUUCAUCAC
Austrofundulus limnaeus is the source of this 335-nucleotide messenger RNA. Its product is annotated as signal transducer and activator of transcription 1. Gene Ontology annotation, molecular function: DNA-binding transcription factor activity. Lineage: Eukaryota; Metazoa; Chordata; Actinopteri; Cyprinodontiformes; Rivulidae. The record is from RefSeq and is a predicted model, not a curated record. Gene Ontology annotation, biological process: regulation of DNA-templated transcription; signal transduction.